Messenger RNA from Rhodotorula graminis WP1, 1065 nucleotides. RefSeq lists its product as uncharacterized. NCBI's taxonomy places the organism in Eukaryota, Fungi, Basidiomycota, Microbotryomycetes, Sporidiobolales, Sporidiobolaceae. Gene Ontology annotation, cellular component: membrane. Bases 1 to 1065 code for a protein of 354 amino acids. The record is from RefSeq and is a predicted model, not a curated record. The transcript has 8 exons.
AUGGAGGCUGCCCAGGCAAAGCUCAAGCAGAGGAUCCCAAAGAACCGCAAGGACCUCAAGCCGAAUCGCACCCACGCCUUCCAUGGUGUCAUCUGGUUCCUCGGCUGGCUCCUGCCUCCUCUGGCCGUCCUCGUACGGUUCGGCGUCGGCUGGGACCUCCUCCUCAACAUCAUCCUGACCUGCUGCGGCUACAUUCCCGGCCAUGGGCACAACUUCGUCCGUCGCCUCUACAUCCAGAACGUCCGCAACAACAAGACCAAGAACCGCACGCCUCGUUGGGCCGUUCGCGCCGGCCUCGUCAAGAUCAAGGACCCGAGGGCCGGCCGUCACCAGUGGGCGUACCGCUACGACGAGCGUGUCGCAGGUGCCCCGAGCGCGUACAACGACGGCGACGGCGACUCGAUCCGCCGCGACUCGUGGGACGGCCGCGGUCCCGAGCCCGAGCACCUGCAGCGCAGCCAGCACGCCAAGAACGGCAACCAGCGCCACCGCUUCUCGCCCUUUGCCGACAUUGUCGACGACUCGGAGGUCGAGGGCGAGCCUCGCGACGGCCUGUACCGCAGCCGCAGCAACCUCGAGCCGCCGUCGCCCCGCGCCCAGCAGCAGCCCGUCGCCGACCCGCUCACGGACGAGCAGUUCUACGAGCAGCGCACCGAGGUCCCGCCCGACGGCUUCCGCAAGCCGCAGAAGAAGAAGCUCGGCAGCGGCCUGCUCAAGAACCGCAGCCGGUACGAGCAGCCGUUCGACACGACGGGCCUCGAGGCGAGCCGCACCCGGUCGCGCACCCGCGACGACGAGUACCAGGACGACUUUGAGCGCGAGAUCAACGGCGCUGCGCCCGUCGCGCCGCCUGUCGGCGCAGGUGCGGCAGGAGGCAGGUUCGACGCGUUCGAGCCCGAGGGCCCCGAGGACGCGUGGGCGUCGGCCAAGCCGGUCCGGAGCCAGGCGACGGGCGGCACGUACGGCGGCAGCGGCAGCAACGGUGCGGCGCAGCAGCCGCUCAUGCCGCAGAAGACGGGCCGGGCGGAGGAGAACGACGGCGACCUCUUUAAGCACUCGUUCUAG